AAAAAAGUUUGAGGAAGUGAGUCCUGCGGGGCAGGGCGCGCGCUGCCGGGGAAGGAUAGGCCUAUAAAUUCACUCGGACUUCCUCGUCUUCACUUUGCAGCUUCUUGCAAAAGUCACCGGGAUCGUUUGAGCAGUGACAGAGUUAAAAAUACAAACACCAUGUCGUGGGAUGAGUACAUCAAAAAUCUGAUGGCCAAAGACUUUGUCAUGGACGCUGCACUCGUGGGCCAUAAAGCAGGUGGAGAAUCGGUGUGGGCGUCGACGCCUGGGGGGAAGCUCUCCGGAAUAACGGUCGCAGAGAUCAAAGUCCUAAAUGGGACUGACCGCAGUAUUCUGUUCUCAUCCGGCGUGACUCUGGCAGGGAAUAAGACCACAGUGCUGAGAGACACCCUGAACACGGAGGAAGUGUGGACAAUGGACAUCCGCACCAAACCUUCCGAUGAUGAUGCCAACUCCUACAGCGUCUGCGUUGCCAAGUCUCUUCAAGCUCUAAUCAUUGUAAAGGCAAAGAAGGAUAUACACGGAGGCAUGGUGAACAAGGCAGCCUACGAAAUGGCUACUUACCUCAGGGGACAGCAGUACUGAGAAUACCACCACUGACAACCCCCGCCCUGCCCCCCCAGUCACCACCAUCUUUAAUGAGUCUAGUUAAUGAGUCACCAAACACUCGUUAAAUGACCCAUCUUUUUCACGGUAGAGAUCCAGUUCGUAACAGCAAGCCGCUUAUCAGUCAAGUUAGUAGUUUUGAUUAGUUUUUUUGGUUUGUUGGUAUUUUAAUAUCAUCUUGUAUGCAACGUUGAAGAUGGAUCAUAAUCUAGAGUAGAAUGAAUUUAUGAGUUAUUGAUCUUGGGUGAGGCAGUUCUGGCCCCUGGUCCUCAAAGUUGCUUCAGUUAGGAUUAAUCACCUUGGGCCCUCUCACAAUGGCUGCAUGUUUGACUGGUGCAAUCCAUGGGUUUGACGGUACGCAGUAUUCAGUAUUCGGCAGGGAUGUGACUGGAUCAUUUAAAUCUGUUCUCCUCGGGUUUAGCCUUCUGCUGUAGUGUUUUUUUUUUUUUUUUUAUUAUUUGUUUAUGUUACUUUUUAUCGUGACCUACAGAACAAAACAAAAAAAGAGAUUCUAAAUAAAGAGAAAUAAUUAUAAGGUC
Clupea harengus (Atlantic herring) is the source of this 1145-nucleotide messenger RNA. RefSeq names its product profilin 1 (gene pfn1). The record is from RefSeq and is a predicted model, not a curated record. Gene Ontology annotation, molecular function: actin binding. Gene Ontology annotation, cellular component: cytoplasm. Gene Ontology annotation, biological process: positive regulation of actin filament bundle assembly; regulation of actin filament polymerization; actin cytoskeleton organization. Lineage: Eukaryota; Metazoa; Chordata; Actinopteri; Clupeiformes; Clupeidae.